GAGACAGAUGAGCGCGGAAGGGACCAUAUUGAGAACUCUGGAUGCCUGGGGCCGCCAUUUUAAGUAUGGGCCCAGCUGAGAAGCCCUGUACGGUGAAACGCUGUGACAUGCGGCUGCCAUAUUGGUGCGGAUCCCCCUGGCGGCGGCCAUCUUGGACGGAGACCUGCUGUGGGCGUCGCCAUCUUAGAAGUAAAACGGCCCCUUCCCAGGAACUGGAACCAAGCUCCUCCCCUCUCACUGGGUACCUCCUGUCUGCGACUGCCCUUCGGAAUCCCUCCCUCAGUCCGCCCCGUUCGAACGGUAACACAGGAGCUGUCCUCUGAGACUCUGGAUGACUUUAUUCUUCAAAUGGCUUUACACUUCCAAUAGUUCCAGGGACCCUCCAUUCCCCAUAUCCAGGAAAAUGUGAUGAGCUACAGGUAUCAGCUUCUAGAUCACCACUUUAACGUUCUAGCUACAAGUGACUCGAGUGGAAGAUCCAGGGGCGGCGAGGUCCAUCAGGAAGAUGUCUAAAGAAAUGGCAGACCGAAGAGAAGAAGGAGCAGCUGGGGAAAAAGAGGCAUGCAGAGAUCAGAUCAAAGAAUCGGACAAAGACGAGGAACCACCAGCUGCUUCAUCCCAUGGCCAGGGGUGGCGUCCAGGUGGCAGAGCACCUAGGAACUCAAGGCCUGAACCCGGGGCCAGACCCCCUGCACUCCCCAUCAUGGUCAAUGACCCACCAGUACCUGCCUUACUGUGGGCCCAGGAGAUGGGCCACGUCCUGGCAGGCCGUGCCCGCAAGCUGCUACUGCAGUUUGGGGUGCUCUUCUGUACCAUCCUCCUCCUGCUCUGGGUGUCUGUCUUCCUCUAUGGCUCCUUCUACUAUUCCUACAUGCCGACAGUCAGCCACCUCAGCCCCGUGCAUUUCUACUACAGGACCGACUGCGAUUCCUCCGCCUCCUUACUCUGCUCCUUCCCUGUUGCCAAUGUCUCACUGGCUAAGGGUGGACGUGAUCGGGUGCUGAUGUAUGGACAGCCGUACCGCGUUACCUUAGAGCUUGAGCUGCCAGAGUCUCCUGUGAAUCAAGAUUUGGGCAUGUUCUUGGUCACCAUUUCAUGCUACACCAGAGGCGGCCGAAUCAUCUCCACCUCUUCACGCUCCGUGAUGCUGCAUUACCGCUCAAACCUACUCCAGAUGCUUGACACACUGGUCUUCUCUAGCCUCCUGCUGUUUGGCUUUGCAGAGCAGAAGCAGGUCCUGGAGGUGGAGCUGUACCCAGAAUACAGGGAGAACUCGUAUGUGCCGACCACCGGAGCCAUUAUCGAGAUCCACAGCAAGCGCAUCCAGCUGUACGGAGCCUACCUCCGCAUCCACGCCCACUUCACUGGGCUCAGGUACCUGCUGUACAACUUCCCGAUGACCUGCGCCUUCGUUGGUGUCGCCAGCAACUUCACCUUCCUCAGCGUCAUCGUGCUCUUCAGCUACAUGCAGUGGGUGUGGCGGGGCAUCUGGCCCCGACACCGCCUCUCUCUGCAGGUAAACAUCCGAAACAGAGACAGUUCCCGCAAGGAAGUCCAGCGGAGGAUCUCUGCCCAUCAGCCAGGCACGGGGCCCCAAGGCCAGGAGGAGUCCACUCAGCUGUCACCCAUUACAGAGGAUAGUGAGAGCCAUGCAGAUCCCUCGGAGCCAGAAGGCCAGCUGUCUGAGGAGGAGAAACCAGAUCCACAGCCCCUGAGUGGCGAAGAGGAGCUAGAGCCCGAGGCCAGUGACGGUUCAGGCUCCUGGGAAGAUGCAGCUCUCCUGACGGAGGCCAACCUGCCUGUUUCUGCCCCUGCCCUUGCCCCGGAGACCCUGGGCAGCUCUGAACCCUCGGCAGGCACUGUCCGACAGCGCCCCAUUUGCUCUAGUUCCUGAAGAGAAUAGGGCAGAGUCCCCACACUCCAGCCCUCUCCCCCCUGAUCCCUUUCCCUUUCCGGGGCUCCCCCAAUAAACUAUUUUCGUGCCA
Molecule: messenger RNA, 1985 nt
Organism: Eubalaena glacialis (North Atlantic right whale)
Lineage: Eukaryota; Metazoa; Chordata; Mammalia; Artiodactyla; Balaenidae
Gene: BSCL2
Product: BSCL2 lipid droplet biogenesis associated, seipin
Exons: 13
Coding region: 506-1894 (462 amino acids)
Biological process (GO): lipid droplet organization; lipid storage
Cellular component (GO): endoplasmic reticulum membrane
Source: RefSeq, a predicted model, not a curated record